Molecule: messenger RNA, 969 nt
Organism: Hansenula ciferrii
Lineage: Eukaryota; Fungi; Ascomycota; Saccharomycetes; Phaffomycetales; Wickerhamomycetaceae
Product: putative dynactin subunit 2
Exons: 2
Coding region: 1-969 (322 amino acids)
Biological process (GO): mitotic spindle organization
Cellular component (GO): dynactin complex; cytoplasm
Source: RefSeq, a predicted model, not a curated record
AUGUCAAGAUUUGAUGAUUUGAGUGACAUUGUGAAUGUUGAAGAAACAUUUGAUCUCCAUGAAGAGAAGCUAGAAAGAAGGGAUUCUAUUGUUGAAGGUGCUGUUGAUGUUGAUAAGAGUAUGUCGGUGUUUGAGAAGAAGAUGGUGGACUCACACGUCACAGAUUUUAGUGAUCGCAUAGAUAGAUUGGAUCAUACCUAUGAAACUUAUGAAGUUAAAGAGACUCUAGCUAAUAAGAUUAGUAGAAUAAGGAAAGAAUUGGAAGAAUUAGAAGAUGAAAUAGAAAAAGAGGAUUUAGUGAAUGAAAAGGAAGAAGUGGCAAAAUUACAGGAAGUUUUCCAAAAACUUAAUACUAGAACUAAAGAUAAGAAGAUAGUAAAACUAGAUGAUGCUUUGCAAAUAGAUUCAAGUGAGCCAUCAGCACCUUUACAGAUCCAACAAGCAAUUGAAGAUCCAUUCAAGAUAGAAGAAUAUGACAAGAGACUCAAUAAACUUGAAAAGGCCAUUGGUGAAGAGAGAAUGGAUAAAUCAAUUCAAACACUUAUAAAUGAUCUAUUCAGGAAAUUCAAACUUUUAUCAAAUGAUGAAGAUUCACUCGAAAAAAUCAAAGAAAUUAUAGAUCAAGUUAAUCAUAAAUUUGAAAAAUCUAUUACAACAAGAAGAUCAUUAGAUCCCUCUAUUCAACAUGUCUUGGAUGAAGAUGCUAAGAUUAAUGAAAUUUAUACCAAAUUUACACAAACUCAAGAGUUUAGUAAUGAUUUACCAUUCUUAAUCAAACGUCUCGAAUCAUUAAAUGAAUUACAUUUGAAAGUUAAUAAUUCUGUACAAACUGUUGAUUCUAUGGAGCAUGAUUUAGAUAAAUUCACCAAAGAUUUAGAAUCAUGGGAUGAAAAUUUAAUAAAAUUAGAAUCAAAAUUGGAUACAUUAAAUGAAUCAUUUGAACUAACGAAAACAAAACAUAAUCUAUAA